AUUGGUCACUAGUUUCUAACCUUUAAAAAAUAAAUUAGAAACCAAUCAGAUAGUUUCUCUAAGUACUGUUGCAUUCUCCUUCAUUAUCUAUAGACUGAUGUACAAAUCAUCUUUCAACAUGUUUUGUUUCUUCUUCUCCAUUUUUGCUGAUUAAUUACGAACACAUACAUUACUCAAACAUGUCCAUUUUUUACUGAUUAGAUCAUUCCUGGCGAAAAGGAGAAUCAGAUUUUCUACUACUCAAAUUUUUUUUCCCUGGAAAACAUUAAUUACAACAUUCAAAAGUUUCCUUAGUAAUAUUUGACUAGACUACACUGUUUGCUACUUUACUUUUGCUUUUUACUCGACAAAAAAAAGAAGAAGAAAUUGUGUUUCUCCAAUAAAAAAAUAAAGAGCCAUUCAUCAUAAUAAUCAAUUACGUCGUCCUUUUGGUACACCGCAUUUACUUCAUAUUACUACACUGCGCCUGUAACGCUGCUAAAUCUCUGCAGCUUUGAUGGGUCUAUUAUAGGCAAUCCUUAAGUUUUCAGAUAUCCACGCUUUUCUUUUUCUUUUUUGUCAACAAAUAUACACGCUUAACCUGCAGACUUUUCGAUACAAGGGUUUAAAAGGCAGAGGAACAUAAAAAAGAGUGCAAAGAUGUUUACUUGCAUAAAUUGUACAAAGAUGGCAGACAGAGGUGAGGAUGAAGAAGACGAAGCGCGUGGGAGCACCACUCCCAACACUAAAGAAGCCGUUAAAAGCCUAACUACACAGAUCAAAGACAUGGCGUCGAAAUUCUCAGGUACUCAUAAACAAAGCAAGCCAACUCCGGGCUCUUCGAGCAGCAACUUGAGGAAGUUCCCGGAUUUUGACACUGCAUCAGAAAGUGUUCCAUACCCUUAUCCGGGUGGAAGCACGAGUUCCACUCCGGCUUGGGACUUACCAAGAUCCUCAUACCAUCAAUCUGGACGGCCAGACUCAAGAUUUCCAUCAAUGUAUGGCGGUGAACGUGAAUCCAUCUCUGCUCAGUCGUGUGAUGUGGUACUAGAAGAUGACGAGCCAAAGGAGUGGAUGGCUCAAGUAGAGCCCGGUGUUCAUAUCACAUUCGUCUCACUUCCCACUGGAGGAAAUGAUCUUAAACGGAUACGUUUCAGCCGGGAAGUUUUCGACAAGUGGCAGGCUCAAAGAUGGUGGGGUGAGAACUACGACAGAAUCGUUGAGCUUUACAAUGUUCAAAGAUUUAACCGACAAGCUCUUCAAACUCCUGGUAGAUCCGAGGACCAGUCGCAGAGAGAUUCAACUCACACAAGAAUUGAUUCAGCAAGAGAAAGCAGAGACUGGACACAAAGAGACAACAACUUCAGACCACCAGGAGGCAGUGUCCCACAUCACUUUUAUGGACCUCCAAUGGACGCAGCAAGAAUCACCACCUCAUCGAGGGACGAUCCGCCUUCCAUGAGUAAUGCUAGUGAAAUGCAAGCUGAGUGGGUUGAAGAGGACGAGCCUGGUGUCUACAUUACCAUCAGACAGUUACCAGAUGGAACUAGAGAACUACGCCGCGUCAGGUUCAGUCGGGAACGGUUUGGGGAAGUGCAUGCCAAGACAUGGUGGGAGCAGAACAGAGAUAGAAUACAAACCCAAUAUCUCUAAGAGGACAAAAAAGAGACCAUUAUUUAAUCUUCUUUAACACAACAAAGGUAUACACAAAAAAUCAGAAUUUUGUUAAAUUUGGAAGAAAAUCAGAAUGUGAUAUGAACACAAAAUGAAAAAUUUGAUUUUUUAGAGAUUUGUAGUUAGCUAGUUCUCGGCGUUUUGAUAGCUAUGUAAUUUUCCCGACGAUGAGAUGAGCUUUAUGCCUUCAUUUAUUGGUUCAUUUUAUU
Molecule: messenger RNA, 1862 nt
Organism: Arabidopsis lyrata subsp. lyrata
Lineage: Eukaryota; Viridiplantae; Streptophyta; Magnoliopsida; Brassicales; Brassicaceae
Product: protein Brevis radix-like 1
Exons: 6
Coding region: 640-1632 (330 amino acids)
Source: RefSeq, a predicted model, not a curated record